Molecule: messenger RNA, 515 nt
Organism: Propithecus coquereli (Coquerel's sifaka)
Lineage: Eukaryota; Metazoa; Chordata; Mammalia; Primates; Indriidae
Gene: S100B
Product: S100 calcium binding protein B
Exons: 3
Coding region: 58-336 (92 amino acids)
Biological process (GO): positive regulation of cell population proliferation; positive regulation of canonical NF-kappaB signal transduction
Cellular component (GO): cytoplasm; nucleus
Molecular function (GO): RAGE receptor binding; S100 protein binding; calcium ion binding
Source: RefSeq, a predicted model, not a curated record
GCCCCAGCUCCCGUCACCCGGACCCACGACAAGGAGGUGACACGAGGAGGCCCCAGGAUGUCGGAGCUGGAGAAGGCGGUGGUGGCCCUCAUCGACGUUUUCCACCAGUAUUCCGGGAGGGAGGGUGACAAGCACAAGCUGAAGAAGUCGGAGCUUAAGGAGCUCAUCAACAACGAGCUCUCUCAUUUUCUAGAGGAAAUCAAAGAGCAGGAGGUUGUGGACAAAGUCAUGGAAACACUGGACAAUGACGGAGACGGUGAAUGUGACUUCCAGGAGUUUAUGGCCUUCGUUGCCAUGGUUACCACCGCCUGCCACGAGUUCUUUGAGCACGAGUGAGAGGGAGAAAGCAGCCCGCUGCUCCUUAACAGAGGUCACCCAAAAGGAAGAGAACGAGGGCUUGCAGGCUAGUAGAAGCUGAGCUCUCUAGUCGUGUUGUAGCUAUUUAGGAAGCUUGAUUUGCUUUGUGAAUGAAAAACUGGCAGCCUCUCUCUAAGGGCUGUUUCAAAUGGCCUGCA